Schistocerca piceifrons (Central American locust) is the source of this 405-nucleotide messenger RNA. RefSeq lists its product as uncharacterized. Gene Ontology annotation, molecular function: sigma factor activity; DNA binding. The transcript has a single exon. NCBI's taxonomy places the organism in Eukaryota, Metazoa, Arthropoda, Insecta, Orthoptera, Acrididae. Gene Ontology annotation, biological process: DNA-templated transcription initiation; DNA transposition; DNA integration. Bases 1 to 405 code for a protein of 134 amino acids. The record is from RefSeq and is a predicted model, not a curated record.
AUGGGCCGCAAGGAGAAGGAAACGACCAUUGACGAACGAAACAUCGUUGUCGCCCAAUAUUUUCAACACAAGUCGUAUGCCGAAAUUGCGAACAUCAUAGGACGAAGCCGAGCGACUGUGCAAUCUAUCGUUAAGCGAUAUAAGGACAGACAUGUAGUAAUAAACAGUGAACGACACGGUCGUCCACAGAAGCUUACAACAAGAGAGCCCAGAAUGCUACUAAGAAUCAUCAAGAAAAACCCGAAAACGACAGCGUCGACACUAUCCGUACAUGUACAUGACCACUUCCGAAAGGACAUCACUCCAGAGAGAGUUUGUACCAUUCUCAAUCGUUCGGGCUACAGAGCCAGGAUCCCGAGACGAAAGCCCUACAUCAGCAAAAAGAACACGAAGUGGCGGAUGUAA